GGGGAAGUGUGUAGUCCGCCACCAUGUCUCUCGCACGCUUUGGAGGAGCGCUUUCGCGCGCAAAGUGCUCGUCACGGGCUCAAUGGCAAUCUGCACGAUGCCUCUCGAGCUUCGCACCCCGCUACGCCAGAGCCGACAAUGAGCUCAACUCGGUCAGCAAGGUCAUCACACAGCCCAAGUCGCAGGGAGCCUCGCAGGCCAUGUUGUACGCUACAGGCAUGGACGAGCAGGACAUGAACAAGGCCCAGGUCGGCAUCUCGUCGGUCUGGUACUCGGGCAACCCAUGUAACAUGCAUCUCCUGGACCUUAACCACAAGGUGAAGGAGGGCGUGGAGAGGGCAGGUCUCCUGGGCAUGCAGUUCAACACCAUUGGCGUCAGUGACGGUAUCUCCAUGGGCACCAAGGGCAUGCGUUACUCGCUGCAGUCGCGUGAGAUCAUCGCCGACUCGAUCGAGACGGUCAUGGGCGGUCAGUGGUAUGAUGCGAACAUCUCCAUCCCGGGAUGCGACAAGAACAUGCCUGGUGUCAUUAUGGCCAUGGGCCGUGUGAACAGGCCCUCGCUUAUGGUCUACGGCGGAACCAUCCAGCCAGGCUGCGCGAAGACACUCGAGAACCAGACUAUCGACAUCGUCUCCGCCUUCCAAGCGUACGGACAGUUCAUCACAGGCGAGAUCAACGAAGAUCAGCGUUUCGAUAUCAUCAGGCAUGCGUGCAACGGUCAGGGUGCGUGUGGAGGCAUGUACACAGCGAACACCAUGGCUACAGCCAUUGAGACAAUGGGCAUGUCGCUGCCUGGCUCGUCUUCGAACCCUGCCAACUCAAAGGCCAAGAUGCUGGAAUGUCUGGCUGCAGGAGGCGCCAUCAAGAACCUGUUGAAGGAGGAUAUUCGACCAAGUGACAUCCUCACCAGGCAAGCUUUCGAGAACGCCAUGGUCGUCAUCAGCAUCACUGGUGGUUCGACCAACGCUGUUCUCCAUUUGAUCGCUAUUGCAGAUUCUGUUGGUCUCAAACUCACCAUCGACGACUUCCAGAGCGUGAGCGACCGUAUUCCUCUCCUGGCUGAUCUCAAGCCAUCUGGCAAGUACGUCAUGGCCGACAUUCACGACAUUGGUGGUACUCCUGCCCUCCUGAAGUUCUUGCUCAGGGAGGGUCUCCUAGAUGGUAGCCAGAUGACCGUCACCGGCAAGACCCUGAAGGAGAACCUGGACAAAGCCAGGGACUUCCCAGCUGACCAGAAGAUCAUUCGACCCCUCAGCCAACCUAUCAAGGAGACUGGCCAUUUGCAGAUUCUAAGAGGCUCGCUGGCCCCUGGAGGCUGUGUGGGCAAGAUCACCGGCAAGGAGGGCACACAAUUCACCGGCAAGGCUAAGUGCUACGAUGCUGAGGAUGACUUCAUCACCGCCCUCGAGCGUGGCGAGAUCAAGAAGGGCGAGAAGACUGUCGUUGUCAUCCGCUACGAAGGCCCCAAGGGUGGUCCCGGAAUGCCGGAGAUGCUGAAGCCCAGUUCCGCCAUCAUGGGUGCGGGUCUCGGCAAAGACGUCGCUCUGAUCACAGAUGGUCGCUUCAGCGGUGGUAGCCACGGCUUCUUGAUCGGCCACAUCGUGCCCGAAGCCCAAGAGGGUGGGCCUAUUGGUCUCGUCAGGGACGGCGAUGAGAUCACGAUUGAUUCCGACUCGAAUGAGUUAAACAUCGGCGUGAGCGAGCAGGAGCUCGAACAGAGGAGGAAGGAUUGGAAGGCACCUGAGCUGAAGUACAGCAAGGGUACGCUAUUCAAGUACGCUAGGUUCGUCAAGGAUGCUAGCCAAGGUUGUGUCACCGACUCGGCGUAGUGCUCUCCAAGAUGUCACCUUUCUUGUUCAAUCUUGUAUGCAUAUCUUGUCAGUCUAUUGGAUCAUGGAAAAGGUUACUGCGAGGAGUUUGGUUUGUGGAUCUAAGGUCAACAGCGGCGGCUGCCGUUUCGAAAAAUUACAUGUCCUUCCACCUACUGCGUUACCCUUUGAUCCCCAAUGGACUUGCUUAUCCAAACCCCUCUCUACAAAACUUCGAUCGCUAACACAGCGGAUGACUUAUGUAAGUGCCGAAAACUGGCCGGGCACCCAGAUAUGUUCUUUUCCCAGUGGGAAUGUACGUUCAACCCCGCUGUCUAUGCGUUGUCAGGUUGUCGCAACAACAAAUACCCAGAAUUGUGUUGGAG
Molecule: messenger RNA, 2194 nt
Organism: Dothidotthia symphoricarpi CBS 119687
Lineage: Eukaryota; Fungi; Ascomycota; Dothideomycetes; Pleosporales; Dothidotthiaceae
Product: dihydroxy-acid dehydratase
Exons: 2
Coding region: 24-1829 (601 amino acids)
Biological process (GO): branched-chain amino acid biosynthetic process
Cellular component (GO): mitochondrion
Molecular function (GO): dihydroxy-acid dehydratase activity
Source: RefSeq, a predicted model, not a curated record